Messenger RNA from Mercurialis annua (annual mercury), 1215 nucleotides. Its product is annotated as probable polygalacturonase At3g15720. Gene Ontology annotation, biological process: carbohydrate metabolic process. NCBI's taxonomy places the organism in Eukaryota, Viridiplantae, Streptophyta, Magnoliopsida, Malpighiales, Euphorbiaceae. The transcript has 10 exons. The record is from RefSeq and is a predicted model, not a curated record. The coding region runs from base 1 to 1215 and encodes 404 amino acids. Gene Ontology annotation, molecular function: polygalacturonase activity.
AUGAGUUUAGUGAACAUAGGGAUUUUCUUUCCUCAAGAUCUCUAUUAUAUUGUUUUCUUGUUGUUGGGCAUGGCUACAUUGGGUGCAAGUAAUUCUAAUCUCUUAAACGUACUUGAUUUCGGAGCUGUUGGAGAUGGAAAAACCGACGAUUCAAAAGCUUUUAUGAAGGCAUGGCAAGGUGUUUGUGGAGCUACAAAUGAAAUUACUCUAGUGGUGCCACAAGGAAAAACAUUUUUACUACAGCCAGUGAAAUUUAUGGGUCCAUGCAAGUCUCCUAAAAUUAACUUCUUGAUUAAAGGGAAUAUAGUAGCACCAAGUAAGAUAUCAGAAUGGAGCACACCAUAUAUGGGUACUUGGAUUGUGUUUGCAUAUGUAAAUGGCAUUUCUGUUUCUGGCAAUGGUCAAAUUGAUGGCAGUGGCUCUGAUUGGUGGGAUUGUGCAGCGAAAAGUGAGUGCACCAGACCUAUGGGAAUGAAAUUCAAUUUCUGCAAGCACAUUGGACUUGAAGGAUUGAAUAUAAUUAACAGUCCAGCUAGGUUUCUGUCCGUAUCUCACAGUGAUGACAUGUUAAUCUCUAAUCUUAAAAUUACUAAUCCUGAAAAUAGCCCUAAUACUGAUGGCAUGGACAUUACUCACUCAACCAACAUCCAUGUUAAAGAUUGCCAAAUUUCCACAGGUGAUGAUUGUAUUGCAAUUCUUGCUGGCUGCUCCAAUAUUGACAUUACUGGAGUUUCAUGCAUUCGAGGUCACGGUAUAAGUAUCGGAAGCAUGGGACACAAUGGAGAUUAUGACACAGUUGAAGAAGUACAGGUUAAAAAUUGUGUUUUCGGAUCGACUUUAAACGGAGCACGUAUUAAAACAUGGCAGGGCGGAUCAGGAUUUGUGAGGAAAGUAUCCUUUGAGAAUAUUACACUGAUGAACACAUCAAAUCCUAUUAAUAUAGACCAAUUUUACUGCCCUCAAGGCAAUUGUCCUAAACAGCAAAAGGCGGUAAAAGUGAGCGAUAUUACAUUUUCGGGAUUUAAAGGAAGUUCGUAUACAGAGACAGCAAUUAAGAUAGAGUGCAGUGAGAGUGUAGGUUGCUCUAAUAUUGUGAUGAAUCAAAUCAAUAUUGGCCCUUCAUCUCGUGGCAAAAACGUUACCUCUGAAUGCAUUAACGCUCAUGGAAAUUUUGGAGCUACAAAUCCUCAAGUUAAUUGUUUUUCCAAAAUUUAG